AUGCCCACCAAACACCCCUUACCUGACAGACCUGUUAAUGUCUCCGCAGCUCUUCCACUCUCUGCCGGCAGCAUGGCUGUGUCUGGUGGCCUCAUUUACAGCGGCGUCUGGAAACAGUCCAAGCGAUUUGGGUAUUUCCCUAAACUGCUUUUGGCGGGUAUUGUGGGUUAUGCAGUAGGCAAAGCUUCCUAUGCCGGGACCUGCAGAGAGAAGUUCAACAGUAAACUGGGACCUGAGUUCGCCAAAGGGUUUAGUCCUCCUGGAUUUGGACCUGGUGGCUCUAAACCUGGACAUAAACACUGCAUCCAUGUGUGUGAAAAGUGCAAGCAAGAAGAAGCACAAGCCACAGCAACAGCACCUGAUGCACCCACUCAGAGCUAAGAGUCUUUGGAAUGCGCAGGACAUCACUCAUUACCCCAUGUCAUUUUUAAAAGAAAAAA
This is a messenger RNA of Sinocyclocheilus grahami, 440 nucleotides long. RefSeq names its product OCIA domain-containing protein 2-like. Gene Ontology annotation, cellular component: mitochondrial inner membrane. Lineage: Eukaryota; Metazoa; Chordata; Actinopteri; Cypriniformes; Cyprinidae. The transcript has 6 exons. The coding region runs from base 1 to 381 and encodes 126 amino acids. The record is from RefSeq and is a predicted model, not a curated record.